CGCGGAAAGGAGUACACGCACAUGCGUACUCUGAUAACUUACCUUGGCAACUGAAAACAACACGAAGAAAAGUUUAGCAUUUGCGAUGUGCUGUGAGUGGUAAACGAUGUUUUCAACACUUCUUUCAUAAAGGAAAAAGCCAGCCUAGCCUAAAUAUGUCUAGUUUUGGAAAAUUUACUACGAUUUGAAAGUUUACAUUUGAGAAAAGUGUUCAAUGGCUGGUGUAGAAACUAUCAGUAGCCCACCUGUAGGUGCUAAUGUUGGGAGAAUGAACCAAGGCUCACGGCCGUCUAGUAGAGUAGGUUUCAUAGAAGCAAGGCCUCAUUCACGCCAGGGAUCACAGUGUGGCUCUCCAAGUCCAACAAGUGAUGUACUUCAUCCAAGACCUCCCUCUCAUCCACGAUCAGGCAGUGAUCGUGGUAGUCCAUCCUUCGAAAGACCUCCAUCUGUGAGAUCUCUUCGCUCCAAAGCAGAGAUGGCAGAACAUUUGUCACCAAUUGUAAAGAGUGCAGUACGCAGAUGGAAACGCUUCCAUGAACAGAGAGUAUUUGAACGUUUUAAAAUGCGUAAAAAUGCAAAGGAUGAGCAUAUUAGGACAGUUAAAGAAGAAAAAUUGCGACUUGCCCGAAAAAUUCCAAUUGACGUACUUGCACUUGAAUGGAUGAACAGGAAUGAAGUAACUGUCGAAACUCGUGCCUACCUUUUGGAUAAGCUGUUACCGACUUUGAUCUUGGGUGUAGAGAAACUUCUGACUGAAGUUGAAAAGAAAGGUUUAGCAGACACCACAGACCCUAAUCCUAAUUUUAAUCCCAUUAAUUACUUGGCACAAUAUUUAAUGAGAAACAACCCAAGAUACAGCAACUUCCCAGAGGCUUCUCCUUAUAUCCGUGGAUUGAAAGAUGUGACAGAUGAACUAAAGGAACAUGUUUUUUCUUUUGAAGACAACAGAUUGGCUAGAGCUAAGGCAGAGGCACGCAAACGACGUGAAGAACAACAAAGGAUUGUUCAACAGAAGCAGAUAGAACAGAGGCUACGUUCAGCCCGUAUUAAAGAUAAUUUGAAAGAAUGGAUGAGGAAUUCAGAGGGCAAACUUGAAAUGAGACUGCUUCAAUCUUCACUGCAAUCUUUUGUUGAGAUACUACAGCAAAUGCCUGAUGAACUUCAACAAGCUUCAAAAUUCACAAUCGAUAUCGAACCAGUUGAUAAUCCUGACAAGAAGGUAACCCCUGAUACAUUUUCUGAGUUUUUAAAGAAACAUGUUAAGGAUAUGCCAGUAGACAUAUUUACUGAGUUUAUGAAGCACAUGACCAAUUGUGCCACUGCAUUCUGCAAGUCGAACGAGAAGGAAUUGCAGCGCUCUCUACUCUCCAACCUCUUCAAGAGGUGUGACCACACAAAUCUUGGAAUCCUUGAUCGCCACCGGGUGAUAGCCCUGCUUGAGUCUUUUUGGGAUAAUGCUAAUUGGUCUAUCAAAUGCCUCCUGAGGAACCCAAGAAAAUGGCCUGUUAUCGAGAUUGAUGAGGAGGAUGAUUCCGAGAGUGUUGCUACAGAAGGUUCUAUCCCAUAUUCACAAUCCAAUGUAGAUGAGUGUGUUUCUGGUAUCCAAUCAGUUUCAAGAGACAUUCAGCAAGAAGAUGGGGAACAACAAAAGGUCUCAGAAUCAACAGAAAAGCCAAAAGAUGAGGAGGCAGAGACAAAGAAAGAUGCUGAUAACACACUUGACAAUAUGGAAAAGCAAGAGGUUAGACCAACUGGUGAGGGGGAAAACAUUCAGCAUGUUACCAACCCAGUAGAUCAGGAACCAAAACCUGAAGCGUCUUCAAAAGACACUGCUGUUCUUGAAGAGGAAGUUUCUGAUGAAAAAGAACUUCCUGAACAAAAAGAUACAGUUGAAGAGAAGGAAAGUGUUGGAGAACAAAUCACUGAAUUGAAGGAAGAAACUACAGAACAAGAAGCAAUAGCAACCAGGGAAGCGACUUCAGAUGAAAAGACUUCAACACCACAACCAGCAGCAGAAGAAAAGAUAGAGAAAACACCCGUACAGCAGGAAAGUAAAGUAGAUGUUGAUGAAUCCCAGCAAACAAAGCCGCAUGAGGAAGCACAGCCAACUGACACUGAAGGGGAAGUACCAGCAGCUGAGGCAACAAUCUUUGAAAAACAAGGAGACAAAACUGAAGACCAAUCAGAAAUAGCAAAGGAACCCAUCCCAAAAACAGCCACAUCGAUUGGCCAAACCAGUGUCAGUUUCAGAGAUGAUGUAGCCAGUCCUAAAACAAAUCAAUCCUAUGGCCAAUCCAAUAGAAGUGGCUCAGUGACUACAAGUGCAUUUGAUGAGCACACGUUGAAUCAGUCGCAAUUUACGCAGCUCAUUGAAGUGUUCUUAGGAGAUGAGAUGCCUGAUGGCAUUCUUGAUGAGUUGAUGAAGUUCAUAAGGGAGGGGUAUGUAGAAACAGAGGAUGAGAAGAUGAAACGUAUGCGUCAGGCUCGUCAGGCGGUACAAACAGCAAAACGUCGUCAUGUAAUGGAUCAGCUGUUUGAUCGGUGGGAUAAUGAUGGCUCGGGAUUCCUAGAUCUUGAUGAACUGCUUACUGUACUCACAAAGUUCAAAGAAAAUAUGGAGUCAAAGGUUAUUAAGAAUGCUUUAACAACCUUGAAUAAAAAAGAUGGUGACAUGCGGCUCAACAAAGUAGAGUUUCAGACUUACAUCAAGGCCAUCUGUGAACAGCUUCCAGGAGGCGAUGAUAACUUUGAUCCAUUGAUGGAGUUUCUUAUGACCAGCGUUGAGAGAUCGUAUGAAGAAAGGAUCAGAGGUCAAGCAAGAAAAAAGUGGUUGGGACAAAUUGUCCAGUCAGCUCAGACCAGUGGUGCUAGCCUUGGCCCGGUCUUCAAAGCAGUAUUCAACGCAUUGUAUAAAGAUGCUGAGCAGCAUGGGCAUGGAAAGCGCAUCAGUGCCAAUAUUGCCUUGCUUGAGAACAACGACUUGGCCCCACACCGUGGCCCAACUUUACUACGCUACGUUGCAGCAACUGCAGAUGAUGCUCACUUCAUGCUUGGGAAGAGCCUCUACAGAGAUAUGAGAGGAAUCAGUUUUUCAUCCGUCGAUACUGGUAAACCAUUGCAUGUCCCAAGAGUCCAGAACCAUGGGAACAUCAUGUUCUUCAAUAAUGACAGAUCUGAUGAGAAAUAUAAGAAGCUCUCUAUCGAUAACUACGAGCCUGGCAAAGAUCGUCAAGGAUCUUUUAUUGUGAUUCCAUUAAAGGAUCUCAAGCGAAAUGUAUUUGGCACAAUGGGAAUUGACACGCUGAAUGACCCUCAAGAAAAGAGUAUCUUUAUCACACAUGAGAUCAGCUUCUUUCAGGGUGUGGGCAAAGCAUUUAGCACAGCAUACAAUUACAUUGAUAUCCGACGCAAGACACUCCGUAUUGCGGAGAGCGCCAUAUCUUGGAUUCAUCGUCGUAGUCCACAUGUUGUACAAGUCAAUGUGUUCAUUGUUGAACCGGAUGAGAAGCUGGAAGAUUUUGUGCUUCGUAAAAUGCUGACAACUGAUCGCCAUGGUAACACUACAACCCAUGAUAAUCCACAAAAGUUAGAGAGGAAGGAGAACUUAUUCAGGGAUUACCUCUUUAAGUGCGUUGACAAUUCAGAGACUGUUGCAGCCGAUGCAUACGGUGAACGUCACAUGGCUUUUCCACUACGUGAUCCUGAUGGUCGUGCUGUAGCUGUUGUUGAUAUCAGUAUUGGUGAUUUAAAAGAGCUUCCAAACCAUGAAAAUAAAGAGGUGCAGCGUAUGCUUAAGCUGUUACAGACAGCUCACAAAGAAGUCUCUCAGGAAUCAGCAGGCGGGGACAAGACUAUCGUGUUAGAGGCUGAAAAAGACAGCGAACAAAACCGCAUUGACAUCAUGUUUGAUCGUAUCAUGCUGAUGGAUCUACGAGAGAACGUUGGAAAGUUGAAUGCACGUGCAUUUGCUGAGCUCAAGAGUUACAAGGAACCACCAAAGGUCAUUCAUGACAUUGUGGUAUCAGUCUUGACUCUGUUCUUCCAGGACAAAUCCGAAGCCGGGGAAUUAGAACAGUGGAAUAACUGUAAACAGUUGAUUAGCAGUGACCUCAUCAACAAAAUUGGUGAGUUUGAUCCUACCGCCUCUGAAGCAGUUAACUCGGUUCAGAAGAUAGCUGGCAGAUUGAAAGAUGUCCCCCAUGGUGCAGUGGCCAAGCACGGCUCACUUCCAGCCCAGCAAUUAUACAACUGGGCCUUUGUGUGUCUCUCUUUGCUGGAACACAGUAAGAAAAUGAACGACAAACGACCAGGUGUAACACAAGUAGCGGCCCCUACACCCCAGUCCGAUGCUGUAGCCGAGAGCUGUUAGGUUUUAAGAUAUAAAAUUGUAAAUAAAAAAUGUUUUUUGUUAUAUGAUAUAUUGAAAUAAGUUGUAAUAAAAUUAUGCUGUACAAAUUGAUUGAAUUGAAA
Messenger RNA from Anneissia japonica, 4470 nucleotides. RefSeq names its product EF-hand calcium-binding domain-containing protein 5-like. The record is from RefSeq and is a predicted model, not a curated record. Lineage: Eukaryota; Metazoa; Echinodermata; Crinoidea; Comatulida; Comatulidae. Bases 215 to 4369 code for a protein of 1384 amino acids. Gene Ontology annotation, molecular function: calcium ion binding. The transcript is spliced from 22 exons.